AUGGCGUCCUUACUAAGAUGGAGCAAGUCCUUUUCUGGACUCAUGAUUGUAUUCUACAUCGCUGCUACAAGUAAUGGAUGCCCAGCUUAUCGUUGGGGAUCUGAAUGUGAACAUAACUGUACUGAAUGUCUCAAUGGAGGCAAGUGCGAUGCAGACUCAGGAGAGUGUGUAUGUCCUCCUGGUUUCAACGGGACAACAUGUGAACACGUCCUGGGCAGCAAACGAUUUGGGCAAGAUGGCAGCUUUUCUUGUGAUUCCUCAGGAGAUGAUCACAGUCUAGGGUGUCGGGAGAAACUCUUCUGCCUACCAGACCCCUUUGGAUGCACCUGUGCAGCAGGAUUCAUGGGAAUCAAUUGUACAACAGAAUGUAACCCAGGAACGUAUGGAGCAGAUUGUUUGCAAGAGUGCCACUGCUCUCCACGUAACAUCUGUACCAAGGAUACAGGAGAAUGCAUUGAUGGGACUGCGUGUCAAGAAGGCUGGACUGGUGUCAACUGUCAAGUUCGAAGUUCCCCCAUUCAGGACGUUGACGCUGAAACACGUAAGCUCACAUGGGCUCAUAGAUUAACAUAA
Molecule: messenger RNA, 573 nt
Organism: Strongylocentrotus purpuratus (purple sea urchin)
Lineage: Eukaryota; Metazoa; Echinodermata; Echinoidea; Camarodonta; Strongylocentrotidae
Product: angiopoietin-1 receptor-like
Exons: 5
Coding region: 1-573 (190 amino acids)
Molecular function (GO): scavenger receptor activity
Source: RefSeq, a predicted model, not a curated record